Molecule: messenger RNA, 1701 nt
Organism: Osmia bicornis bicornis
Lineage: Eukaryota; Metazoa; Arthropoda; Insecta; Hymenoptera; Megachilidae
Gene: SmydA-5
Product: SET domain-containing protein SmydA-8-like
Exons: 4
Coding region: 64-1545 (493 amino acids)
Molecular function (GO): protein binding
Source: RefSeq, a predicted model, not a curated record
CAGUAUACAGACUUCGCCGCUUCUUCAGUCAGUAGCAAUCUAGCUUUGUCUACGCCUCUUGUGAUGAUAAAAAAUGAAAAAUUAAACGAAACUGUAUCGAAUAUGGAAGGUAUUUGCCCGAUCUGCAAUGGACACGCGACAUUAAAAUGCAGUGGUUGUAAACAUCAGUUUUAUUGCAACAAGGAGCAUCAGAAACAGGACUGGCCACGACACAAAUCCAUAUGCCAGGCAUGGGUGAUUCACGAAGAUUCGGAAUUGGGUAGACACUUAUUGGCAUCGAGGGAUCUGGAUCCAGGUGACGUGAUCCUGUCAGAGUCCCCUUUGGUUUGGGGACCGGCUUUGCACACGGAUGACCAAAGGAUAUGUGUAGGAUGUGGAAAACAGUGCAUGAAUAACAGCACCAGAUGCCGAAGGUGCCUAUGGCCAGCCUGUGACCCGGACUGUCCGGGUCUUUUUGAUAAGAAUAGACACAAUUUGGAGUGUCCGUUUCUUGUUGAAGCAAGAGUCUUCCCUAGAUCCGAUGUUCUCUUAGUGAUACGAAUGUUACUACUAUCGCGCAAGAAAUCAAAACAAUGGGCAGCUUUAGAGAAAUUACAAAGUCAUGAAGAUUCUCGUGGUCCAGGAACAGAAGCAUAUGAAGAAGCUAUGAGUAUAAGUCAACAUAUUGAACGUUUCUUAUCAGGCAUUAAAACUGAUAAAGAUAUGGUAGGGAAGAUCUGUGGAUUGAUAGAUGUUAAUGCAUUAGAAACUGCACCGCCCAAAGGAUGUGUCGCUAUUUAUAAUACGGCUUGUCUUUUGGAGCAUUCUUGCGUGGCUAAUACGAGGCAUUCUUUUCUGAUCGAUGAUAAAGGAAGACCUAGAAUCAUUAUCAAGGCUCUUUGUUUUAUUAAAAAAGGAGAACAUUUAAGUACAAUGUACACUCACGCACUAUGGGCAACGAGAGCUCGAAGAACUCAUCUCCUGGAAACAAAAUACUUUUCCUGUCGUUGUAAACGAUGUGCUGAUCCAACGGAAUUAGGAUCCCAUCUGGGCACUUUAAAAUGUCCUCAUGAUAAUGGUUUCAUAUUACCAAAAGACCCAUUGGACUUUGAAUCAGAAUGGGCCUGCGAUUCCUGUCCUGGUGUUCUUACGGCAGCGGAAGUGAUGCAGUUUACUGGAAAGUUGGAGGAGGAUGUCGACGAAGUUAUGUUCCAACCGAGAAAAAAUACAUUAAUCGAUCUUUAUUCCAGGCUCACAACUUUGUUGCAUCCAGGACAUCAACAGUGUAUCACCGUUGGUCAUUCACUGAUUCAACUACUGCCUGCAAAUGAUCCAAGGAAAGCUGAAUUGUGUAAACGUAUUAUAGAAGUUACCAAAUUAUUGGAUCCUUAUGGUGCAAGAGUGGCAUUGUACACAGCAGUUGCCUUAAGAGAAUUAUCCGUUUGCCCAGGAGAAGAUAAAAUAGGUCUUUUAGAAGAAGCAUUAUCUUUGUUGCAAUAUGAACCAGAAGAUUCAGCUGGUAAUAAACUUAGGUCGUUAAUCAAGGCUGAAUUAAAAUACUCCUAAUAAGUGUGACCUUUUAUUGCCAUGACUAUCUUCAUGGUGUAUGAGGUGUAACAAAUUAAUUCGGUGCCUUUAAAUUAUGAUUUUAUAACUUCUUUGAAUAUUGGCACGAGAAUUUGUCAACAAUAAAAAAAGAGUUAAAUAAAUCAUUAAAGUUUA